Molecule: messenger RNA, 5028 nt
Organism: Pimephales promelas (fathead minnow)
Lineage: Eukaryota; Metazoa; Chordata; Actinopteri; Cypriniformes; Leuciscidae
Gene: hcn2b
Product: hyperpolarization activated cyclic nucleotide-gated potassium channel 2b
Biological process (GO): potassium ion transmembrane transport; sodium ion transmembrane transport; regulation of membrane depolarization
Cellular component (GO): axon; dendrite; HCN channel complex
Molecular function (GO): voltage-gated potassium channel activity
Source: RefSeq, a predicted model, not a curated record
UGCAUCCCCACCAUAGGCUACUACAUGCUACUAACCAACAUUUGUGUAUUUAACGCAAAGAAACUCACAAUAAUGCCCAUUUCCCACUAAUUUUUCCUUCACAGUUUCGUUGAUGCCUGAGAAACACCAAGCUUGCGAUGCGUUACCAGGUAAGGGAGUGAACGCGUGCAGCCAUAGCAACGCUCCUGGUGUAGUUGUGUCUGGUGACACUGGGACGCGGAGUAAAGCCACUAACUGCCCACGUCUACGCUUUCGAAAUCUGGCAGCGUCAGGGUUCAUCUCAAAGCAACCCCGCCAUGGACGAAGCCGAGGACGGCGAUGAAGACCACAAAGAGAUCCUUGACCCUUCCUUCAGGAUGAUGAAGAGUGUGGCACCAGGAGGGGGAGCAACGAGCAGGAUCUCCAACAACAAGGACUCGCGCUCGGUCUCAUGUGGACGCAGCACGGAAUCCACCGCGCUCCUCAGUCACGGAGAUGUUUCCAGGAGCGGGGUUGACGGCGAGGAUGGCACCGGAAUGAGAUGCGUUAUCAACGGAGACUGCCGAAGACACGACAGCUUGUCCUCAGUCCUCUCCAAGCAGGAGAAGCAGACAGGUGGAGGCUUCCCAGCAUCUGCAUGUCACUCCAGCACCUCCAGCAUGGACGGCUCGGUCACUCCUGCCCCGACCGCCGACAAGAAGGACUCCAGGGUUUCCUUCUCCAACGCCCCCCCUGCCCACGGACCGACCCCGAACCAGCCGGAGCAUUCUGUGGGCUUCCCCAAGUCUGAGGAUGGCCAGAUCUCGGCAGAUGAUGGGGAAACCAGGGACAAUCAAACUUACAUGCAGAGGCAGUUUAGCUCCAUGCUACAGCCCGGGGUCAACAAAUUCUCCCUGCGUAUGUUUGGGAGCCAAAAGGCUGUGGAGAAGGAGCAGGAACGAGUCAAAUCCGCUGGCAACUGGAUUAUUCAUCCAUACAGUGAUUUCAGGUUCUACUGGGAUUUCACAAUGCUAAUGUUUAUGGUGGGCAACUUGAUUAUCAUUCCCGUGGGCAUCACCUUCUUCAAGGAGGAGACCACCACCCCUUGGAUUAUCUUCAACGUAGUGUCCGACACGUUCUUCCUCAUGGACCUGGUGCUGAACUUCCGUACAGGCAUUGUCUACGAAGAGAACACAGAGAUAGUACUGGACCCAGAAAAGAUCAAGAUGAAGUACCUGAAGACGUGGUUCGUGGUGGACUUCGUUUCAUCCAUCCCGGUGGAUUAUAUCUUUCUCAUCGUAGAGAAAGGCAUCGACUCUGAGGUUUACAAGACUGCCAGGGCGUUGCGGAUCGUGCGCUUCACCAAGAUUCUCAGUUUACUGCGACUGCUUAGACUGUCCAGACUGAUUCGUUACAUCCAUCAAUGGGAAGAGAUCUUUCACAUGACCUAUGACCUGGCCAGUGCAGUGAUGCGCAUUAUCAAUCUGAUUGGGAUGAUGCUGCUGCUGUGCCACUGGGAUGGCUGUCUGCAGUUCCUGGUGCCCAUGUUGCAGGACUUCCCUUCGGACUGUUGGGUGUCUCUGAACAAGAUGGUGAACGACUCCUGGAGUGAGCUGUACUCCUUUGCCCUGUUCAAGGCCAUGAGCCAUAUGCUGUGCAUCGGGUACGGACGCCAGGCCCCAGAGAGUAUGUCUGAUAUCUGGUUGACCAUGCUGAGUAUGAUCGUGGGAGCCACCUGCUACGCCAUGUUCAUUGGCCAUGCCACCGCCCUCAUACAGUCGUUGGACUCUUCCCGGCGCCAGUACCAGGAGAAGUACAAGCAAGUCGAACAGUACAUGUCUUUCCACAAACUUCCGGCUGACUUCCGGCAGAAGAUCCAUGACUACUAUGAGCACAGAUACCAGGGCAAGAUGUUCGAUGAGGAAAGCAUUUUGGAAGAACUGAACGAGCCAUUAAGAGAGGAAAUAGUCAACUUCAACUGCCGGAAACUGGUGGCGUCCAUGCCGCUCUUCGCCAACGCAGAUCCCAACUUCGUGACAGCAAUGUUAACCAAGCUCCGCUUCGAGGUCUUCCAACCAGGAGAUUACAUCGUUCGAGAGGGAACUAUCGGCAAGAAGAUGUACUUCAUUCAGCAUGGCGUAGUCAGCAUCCUGACCAAAGGGACUAUCGGCAUGAAGCUCUCGGAUGGCUCCUACUUUGGGGAGAUCUGCCUGUUGACCCGUGGAAGACGAACCGCCAGCGUGCGGGCGGACACCUACUGCCGACUCUACUCGCUCUCCGUGGACAACUUCAAUGAAGUACUGGAGGAGUACCCAAUGAUGAGGAGAGCGUUCGAGACCGUAGCCAUCGACCGCCUUGAUCGGAUAGGCAAGAAGAACUCCAUCCUGAUGCACAAAGUACAGCACGAUCUUAACACUGGCGUCUUCAACAACCGUGAGAACGAGAUGAUCCAGGAGAUUGUGAAGUACGAUCGAGAAAUGGUUCAACUAGUUAAACAAGGAGACAUGCAGAGGCCCAGGGCCAUGUCCAUGUCCAUGGCUCCUUCAACUCAAGGGAGCAUGUUUGCACCUUCUAGUCAGCCCUCAACAAGUUCUGCCAUUGCUACCCUCCAGCAAGCUGUUGCCAUGAGCUUCUGUCCCCAGAUGGGCAACACUCUAGUGGGUUCUGGGGCUGUCCAGUCACCUCGCAUGGUGCGGCGCUUCCAGGUGGUCCAGAGCCAGACACCCCCAGGCUCCCAGUACUCCACCUUAGCCCUUGCCUCUGCCCUUGCAGGCACACCGGUCCAUAGCCCUCUGGCAACUACCGGUCGAACAUUCCAGUAUGGUUCCAGCCCCCCAGGUGCACCCUCAGGCUCCCAGUUAUCCCUUGUACAACAACAUGUCCCCAGUCCCACACAUCGACCACUGGUUCCCAGGUGCGCUUUAAGCCAAGAUGCCCGUGCCCUAUCCGCCUCCCAGCCAUCCUUACCCCAUGAUAUGGUACAGCCAGUUGCCCCAAGCCCUUCCCAGUCCACCAGAGUCUCUUCCACUUCAAUCGGUCCCCCCCAGAACCUCCCCGGCCCUGCUGGUAUUAGAGGAAGUUUUCCGCCAAGAAUGGCACUACCCCACCAAAUGUCUGUAGGUGCAUUUUCUCCUGCCUCUCUCCCCCAGAUGAGACCCAGUUUGGAUUCAGGACUGCCCAAGAAGGAUUCAAUAACCAGUCUACCAGAAACUGAACAACAUCACAUCAGAUCUAGAUUAUCAUCAAAUUUGUGACCACGAUAGUGUUGGCAGGCUCUGCCUGGGUCAGGAAUGUGUGGACUCACCUUAACCAAGAACGUUUCCCGAUCCCUUGUCACACCUUUGGAUUUUACUCACAGAAUGUAUGUGGUGCGACUGGUUACAAGGGAAAACAAACCCUCAAGACUUGAUAGCAUUAAAUGAAAAUGACUGUAUCAUUUUUACCACGACCGGGACAUUUCCAUUGUACCUAUGAUAUAAACAUCAAUGUAGCUUCCACCCUCACAAUUUGCCUCUUUGAAAUGUUUUUCUUUAUUGUAGCUGCUCACAAAGAUGUACCCACUCCCUUUUAUGUACUGUAGUACAAAUAAUGCAAACUGGCACGUGUCUGAAUACAGGGACUUAGUUUGCUUCUGAUCACAAUGUAGGAGCUAACCCCCUCUUCUCAACAUGAACCGGCUAGACAUUAGAUACUUAACUUAUAAUACGCAAUAUUAGAGUUGUUAUAGAAAAAUAAAGAUGUAUUUGAAGGCUCAAGAGUCCCAAACCGGUUUCAAAAUGAGAACUUCUGUCCACGUCUUUGUCUUAUUCCUUCAGACCAAAGGAACAUGUUAACAUAAGACGACAUGAAACGAUGUCAAAUGAACUGAAAGGCCUUGAUUUUGAACGUUGUGUAUGUGUGUGUGACCAUAUGUGUGUUUUUUUUUUUCUUCGCUAUCCCACAACAGAGAUUAUUUCAUCGUCUUAAUUUAGCAUUGGGACAAUUAAACGAAUCAACAGUUUCCCAAUGAGUGUUCAUGGAAGUAAAUACCACAUACAUUUUGAGCUAAUUAUGCUGCUAACGUACAAAGUUUAAUGACUGGGAGACUAAUUUGCCCUCAUCUGCUACAUUCGUACGUAUUUAAUUACAAAGGACUUGAGUAGCUUUCUUGAAAAAGUUCAGCUUUUCAUUAUCAAUGAACUAUUUAUUUCAAAAAUUGUGGCUCUGUCCUGUUUGUGAAAAAUCGUUCUCCCUCACAAAUAAAGCAGAGAGUGAAUAAAUAUGACUUAAUGCAGUUUUGAGGGGGAUCGCACAUCUUAGAGGGCAAGUGAGGUUAUGCGAGUAAGUACAUUAGGGUUGAUUACCCCCUCCUCUGCGAUGUGACGAGAUCCAUCAGGCGACGAUGAGUCUCUCCACUAUCUGUUGUUUUGGAGCACUAAACUCACUCGCCAUGGCUACCUAAUGAGGUCUGAUGUCCUCUCGGUCUUUAAAUCCUUGAAAACCUAUUUAUAUUCUGCUGUUACUUACUAUUUCACAGCUUGAAAGAGGCUAGCUCUGUUGUAGCGGCUCCUGUUUGUUCUUGGCAUCCUGGAGGCAAAACCAAGCGCAAAUCGCUCAUUUAUGAUUUAAAGAAAAUAACAAAAUGGGCAAAUGUUUGAAAAUAGCAUCAGACUGUUCAUAUUCAGGGUUUUGAAAAAAAGCAAAUUUUUUAUGACUUAAAAUCAUGUCUUUUAAAUGAUUCCUUAUAGAUUCCUGCCAUAAGCAGAUUAAAAAAAAAAUCAUAUAGCUGUUUUUAAAUGAUGCUCAUAUCCUCAGUUUAUCUUGCACCAAACACAGAUGUUGGAUUUUAUUCAAUAUAUGCCAAGUGUUAUAUUUUUGCCAAAUUCUAAGGAAUAUUUGAAGCAAUAAAGUUUACAGUUUGUCCACGAGAAAGGAAUAUUUGUCUCAGUUGUAGCUAUCAUUAACAAAAUAUGCUCCACUAAAUAUUACUACGUUUUACUAUGCAUUGUGCUAGAGGAAAAAUGUUUUUCUGUUGUUGUUCAAAAAGGAGGUCACACGGCAUAAUUAUUGAUUAAAAAGCCAUGUUUUUUA